AUGGGAAACCAUACGACAGUGACAGUGUUCAUCUUAGCAGGCUUGACUGAUGACCCGGAAUUAAAAGUGGUGUUAUUUGUCUUCUUGCUUCUCACCUAUUUGCUAAGCAUCACAGGUAAUCUGAUAAUCAUCACACUCACACUGGUAGAUACUCACCUUAAGACUCCCAUGUACUUUUUCCUUCGGAAUUUUUCUUUUUUAGAAAUUUCUUAUACCACUACGUGCAUCCCUAAAUUGCUAAUUAUUAUGGCAACGGGGGACAAAACUAUUUCCUACACCUGUUGUGUUACUCAAGUGUUUUUUGCCUUCCUGCUUGGAGCAUCAGAGUUUUACUUGCUGGCAGCCAUGUCCUAUGACCGCUACGUUGCCAUCUGUAAGCCCCUGCAUUAUACAACCAUCAUGAGCACCAAGAUCUGCCUACAGCUUGUCCUCAGUUGUUGGCUUGCUGGCUUUUUCGUCAUCUUUCCACCACUGCUCUUAGGCUUAAAUCUUGAAUUCUGUGCCUCCAACAUUGUGGAUCAUUUCUACUGUGACACCACUCCCCUCCUGCAGAUCUCCUGCACAGACACUCACCUGCUGGAGAUGAUGGGGUUUGUCUCAGCUUUGGUGACUCUCUUGGUCACACUGGUAAUGGUGGUAAUAUCCUACGCGUGUAUUGCCCUAACAAUUCUAAAAAUCCCUUCAGCGGGUCAGCGGAAAAAGGCUUUUUCCACGUGUUCUUCUCACAUGAUCGUGAUAUCCCUCUCCUAUGGCAGCUGCAUCUUCAUAUAUGUGAAACCAUCAGUCAAACAAAGAAUAUCUUUUUCCAAAGGAAUUUCAGUCCUCAAUACCUCAGUUGCUCCACUUUUGAACCCUUUCAUCUAUACCUUGCGAAAUCAACAAGUGAAAAAAGCCUUUCUUAAUAUGAUACACAGGAUGGUCAGUUUCUCAAGUAAAUGA
Molecule: messenger RNA, 939 nt
Organism: Heterocephalus glaber (naked mole-rat)
Lineage: Eukaryota; Metazoa; Chordata; Mammalia; Rodentia; Bathyergidae
Product: olfactory receptor 6C74
Biological process (GO): G protein-coupled receptor signaling pathway
Cellular component (GO): membrane
Molecular function (GO): G protein-coupled receptor activity; olfactory receptor activity
Source: RefSeq, a predicted model, not a curated record